GAAUGUACAGCAGAAUCAACUUAUUUUCUAGAAAAUAAAAUGGCAAAGGGACACCAAGGCAAAUGCUUUGGAUUUGUCCUCUUACUAUGUUUCUUCAGUUCAACUUUCGCACGCAGGAUUCUUAAGGAUCUAGACCAUGUAGUGAAGCCUGGGAAGGUUAGUUUGAGGGAGCAAGAUCAUGGCUUGUUCAGUCUAGAACCUGACCACAAAGUCAAGCCUGGCCAUAAUCCGCAGUCCGCGUGGUGGGGUGAACCAGAAGAGCCUGAGGACAAGGUCAAGCCUGAUCAUAAACUGCAAUCCAUGUGGCGUGAGCUAGAAGAACCUGAUCCUGAAAAAAAGCAUGCUCAUAAAGUAAUGCCUGAUUACAAAGAGAAGCUUAAUGAUGGUGGCAAAGAGAAGAUUGAUGACAUAGAGAAGCCUGAUCAUAUAGUAAAGCCUAAUUACAAAGAGAAGCUUAAUGACAAAGAGAAGAUUGAUGGCAUAGAGAAGCCUGAUCACACAGUUAAGCCUAUGGGAUAUGGCUAUGGCGUUGGUUAUGGCAGUGGAGGCAGCGGCUUUGGAGAAGGAAUAGGCUCUAGUGGAGGCAGUGGUUUUGGAGAAGGGAUAGGCUCUAGUGGUGGCAGUGGUUUUGGAGAAGGAAUUGGCUCUAGUGGAGGCAGUGGCUUUGGAGAAGGAAUUGGCUAUGGUGAUGGUUCAGGUGUUGGCAUUGGAGAAGGAAGAGGGUCAGGGUAUGGCCAACCUAACUGCGGUCCUGUCAGGGGAGCCCCAGGUAGGGGAUUUGGUGAAGGCAUUGGACGAGGUAGUGGUUCAGGGGAAGGGAUUGGUAUCGGUAGAGGAGGAAGUGGCUCUACUGGUGUACCCAGUGUAGUUGUCCCUCCCAUAACUGUACCAGGCACAACAAUCCCUCCCAUAACUGUGCCAGGCACCCACAUUCCCGGUUUUACGAUUCCGGGAGUGACGGUUCCUGGCUUUGGUACUGGUGGAGGAUGCCAAACCGGUGGGUGCACCCCAAGCGUGCCAUACUACCAUCCACCUAUAUACCAACCACCAAACUGUCCCCAUUGUCCUCCUUUCGUUUCAGGACAAGACAAACACAUGUCAGAUAAAGGGACCAUGACCGAAGCUCUUGCACCCAUGUCAAAUGAGAUGCACAACUAAACUUUGUGUCCAUGGAGAACACAAAGUCUGACAAUGAGAUUAAAGUAUAUUUUGGUUUGGUAAAAGCUUCACGUUAAAUUGAAUAAUCCAACUUUAUCCCAAAUAAAGUUCUGAAUAAAUUAAAUGUGGCGAAGGAAUAGUAUUAUGUAAAGAAGCAAGCAGGCAACUGGAACUGUAUUUUGCAUUUUCAUGGAUGUAUCUUUGACAAUGAGUUUUUAAUAGGGCCAAGCUUGUAUUAUAGUGUGUUAUUUUCUUAAUUUUUAAAAUAAAGAGUGAUUAUGGUGGUGGGCUUAAUAGAAGGAUGAACUGAGAUUAUACAA
This is a messenger RNA of Brassica rapa (field mustard), 1478 nucleotides long. RefSeq names its product aspartate, glycine, lysine and serine-rich protein. Lineage: Eukaryota; Viridiplantae; Streptophyta; Magnoliopsida; Brassicales; Brassicaceae. The record is from RefSeq and is a predicted model, not a curated record.